CUUUAUUUCUGUCUCAAAACUAGUCGGUUUCAGACAAAUUACUAGUUCUCAGAUCUACAAUCUAUAGAAGUGUUAGCUUGUAUUUCCUGUUCGUUUUGGAUGUACAUCUUUUUUAUUCCCUAAUAAAACUGAACGAAUGCACUAUACAGACAUACUUUUUCUUACAGACAUAUAUAUAAGCUAUUAUACAAGUUUUUAUUGUUAAACCUUUAGAAGUGUUCAAACUUGUGUACUAACUCCAAUAUCGCUUAUUUUCUUAGAUGACGGUAUAUAAUCUGUACAUUUAUGGGAAAAAUGGAGAUAGCCUAUAUUAUCGUGAAUGGACUAAAACGAAACAAGGCGAAUGUCCGUCAAACAAUGAUUUGAAGUUGAUGCGUGGUAUGCUGAUUGGUUUAAAAGGAUUUUGCCAGAAAAUUUCACCUUUGGAUUACGAAAUUAAUCGCUUCUCAUAUAUCACAAAUACAUAUCGUCUUCAUUUCUAUGAGACUCCUACACUUAUGAAAAUUGUACUUACUACUGAUAAUUCUUGUACACCAAUGCAUGAAGAACUUGAGGGAAUUUUUCAGAUUUACACUAAAUAUGUUUCACAGAAUCCACUAGUUAAGUCUGAAGAACCGAUUAAAAGUCAAGUUUUUACUGAGAAACUGGAUCAAUAUAUUCAAAGUUUACCUGUAUUUAGCAAAUAA
Trichobilharzia szidati is the source of this 686-nucleotide messenger RNA. Lineage: Eukaryota; Metazoa; Platyhelminthes; Trematoda; Strigeidida; Schistosomatidae. The record is from the annotation of a GenBank genome assembly.